Nothobranchius furzeri (turquoise killifish) is the source of this 1080-nucleotide messenger RNA. RefSeq lists its product as uncharacterized. NCBI's taxonomy places the organism in Eukaryota, Metazoa, Chordata, Actinopteri, Cyprinodontiformes, Nothobranchiidae. The record is from RefSeq and is a predicted model, not a curated record.
UCUGGAGUCACUCAAACAGUGAGCGAGCCAGCUAAGGCAGAGGUGAAGGCAGACGUGUAGACUCCUCAGGAAUUAGAAAUCUCAGCUAGAUUCAUUUCUAUCCUCUCAGUUGUUGUUUUGUUUUUUUAUUGAAGUAGAUGUGAGCAGAGGAAAUCUGUCUCUCCAACACGGACCACUGACCCCCACUCCUGUGCAGCAUCCAUGACUUUAUUCACCUGGUCGGUGCACGCAUUUGGAUUUAUCUUGGUUUGGAUGCUCUGCUUGACACAUGUUACGGGUCUGCAGUGCUAUGGCUGCAACAUCAUCCAGGGCCAGAGGUACGUGGACGUGGGGUGCUCCAACCCUGAGGUCAUCACCUGCGCUCACUCACACAAGGGUUUCAAACACCGAUUCUGCAUCAAGACAGAAAGCACGGCCCUGGGUAUCGUCCUGACCAGUGGAUGUGCUACGUCCAGACACUGCCAGCAACAAGAACUGCCUGGGGUGCGAAUCCACUGCUGUGACUCUGACCUGUGUAACAGCACCCCCCUCUGGCAUCCAAGCACACUCCACUACAUCUGCUCACUGCUCAGCAUCCUGCUGCUAAGUAUAUGGUUGUGAGCUAAAGUGGGACCCUGGAGAAACACGAAGCCAUCAGAAUCGUCUCAUAGCUGCUCGUUUAACUGUUUGGAUGAGCGCGUAACGUCUUGUGGUGUUACCGGGGAGCACCUUGAAGUAGGUUCUGUCACAUAGAUAGUUUGGAUCACAGUGGAGGCAAAAUAACACUGUGGAGGUGUUUGGGGAAAGAAUACAUCCACUGUAACGCAACUUCCGAUAUGGAAUUUUACAAAAACAAAUUGUGUCAGAUGAAUACGCAGAUUUCAGAUUAAUAACCCACUUAUUUGUGAAGAUAUACAUCAUUUUCUCUGUUAAGGAGUUUGGUCUCUUUCACCAGAUUCAACAGGUGUUUGGGUCUUGUGAAGUCACAGGAUACUUACUUUUCAAAGAGGCCAGCUGCAUGUAAUUAUUCUGCAAAACAUUCUUCUGUUAAAGCAUGUCAUGUAAAUCAGUCCAUUAAAUGUUUCAUAUUUUUCAAACUGA